UUACAAACAAGGAGUUGUUGCUGCAGCGAGUAUUGAAUUAUAAAAUUUUGUUAAUAACAAUUACGAUAUGGAUAAGUACGACGUUAUAGGAUUAUUGGGCGAAGGUUCGUUCGGGCGUGUGUAUAAGGCGAAGCAGCAUUCGGAUGGGAAUUUUGUUGCUUUGAAAGUGAUCAGCAAGAGAGGAAGAUCCGCAAAGGAGCUGAAGGGAUUGAGGAAGGAGUGCGAGAUCCAGAGGUACUUGCAUCAUCCUAAUAUCAUACAGAUGUUGGAUAGUUUUGAGACGGAGAAUGAGAUUGUCGUGAUCACUGAAUUUGCACAGAGGGAGCUGAAUUAUAUAUUAGGAAAGGAGGGUUAUUUGUCUGAGGAGAGGGUGCAGGCCAUUGUCUGGGAUCUGAUUUCCGCUCUGUAUUAUUUGCAUUCGCAUAGAGUUUUGCACAGGGAUUUGAAGCCGCAGAACAUUUUGCUGGAUGGUAAUAGUGUGGCGAAGCUGUGCGAUUUUGGGUUUGCCAGGAAUAUGAGCACAGGCACUCACGUUUUGACUUCUAUCAAAGGUACACCUUUGUAUAUGGCGCCUGAGCUGAUAGAGGAGCAGCCCUACGACCACAACGCCGAUUUGUGGUCUUUAGGAUGCAUCAUUUAUGAGUUGCUGGUAGGGGCUCCGCCCUUCUGCACCUCCUCCAUCCUCAAUUUGAUCCGACUGAUAAGGCACGAGCAGAUAAAGUGGCCCACAUGGAUCUCAGAGAAUUGCAUCUCGUUUCUCAAGGGACUUCUACAGAAGAAUCCGGAGAAGAGACUGACCUGGCCGGAAAUUUUGAAUCAUCCGUUCGUGAAAGGACACGUUUUGAUCACUGAAGACACGCCGACGAUGCCGCUCACGAGGACGCUGUCGGAGAACACGCUGCAACGCAAAGAGCAGCAGAGGAACGAACUGAAGUCGGGCAGCAAGAAGCCGGAGUCGAACAACUCGAGAACGUCGCAGAACUCGAGGACGUCGACGAUCAAAUUGGUGGAGGAGGAGGAAGAGACUGCGUCGACGGAGAAGAAGAAAUCUGUGGAAAUGCAGGCGAAGGCGAGGUGCGACAUCAAAUUGGAUUUCCACGAGGACAGUCAACCGAUCGAGAGCGAGGAAUGGGUCGUCUUCCUGCAGAAAACCAUAGAGGAAAUCAUGAACAAGGAAGUCGGAUGUUUGCUUCAAUCGGGAAGCACCAACAUACUGGUGAAUCCUUUGAGGAACGUGAACGCUAGUCCGAGAGUUUUGGGUUUCGUCGCGAAUCUCUUUGCAUUGCCUUUGAUCGUGGACAUCGACGUCGAGCAGCUGGAGCAGAUCAAGAAGGUCUAUUUGGAGGUGAAACUCGUCCCCAAUUUGGUGUACGCGACGAAACUUCUGACUACGAGGUUCAGUUCUUCCAGUCGCAGCUCUUCGUUGAGCACGAGGAAAUCUCCUGAAGAUUUGACGUACGAGGAUCUGCACGCUCUGGAACAGAUAUUCUUGCUCAUUUGCCACCUCGUCUACCUGGACAACCAAUUCCUGGUGCAGUUCAGCGAUUCUUUAGCCGUCCUCAACGUCUCGACUCUCUUCCAACAGUUUCUCUCUUUGGUGAAAAGGAAAGUGAAGAUCGUAACGGAUCUCAUCUCGAUACUGACGCAGGUGCUUCGGAAGAGCCCCGAGAAUCACGAGGUCGUCUCCAGAGUCGUAAUGGACUUGGACUUUGUCUCUUUGCUCAGAAACAACGAUGCUCUCCUUCGAGAACGCACCUGUUAUCUGCUGCUAUUCUUAGGCAAAAGUUGCAUGAAGAUCGUCAAAGGCUUUUGGACGAUUUCCUGCAGGGAAACCUUGGAAGCUUUGAUGUACGAUUCCAUCGAGAACGUUCGAAAUGCUGCUGAAUUGGCCGUGGAAGAAUUGAAAGACUGUGAUUUCUACAAAAGUUCCGACAACACGGAGAAGGAAUGAUUGAUAUUUAUUUAUAUUGUUAAAGAUAUUGUGAUCAUAGAUGGAGCCCGUUUGAAACCAGAAAAAGAAGACAGUCAAAGUUGUCUUUAAAAAUCAUUAAUUUUCUCAAUAACUAUAGACGACACAAUUAUAAAUGAGCACUCUAAUUAAAGCUAAAUGUUUGGGGUUUCCAACGUACUAAUUGUCAUUUUUUUGUAGUUAGUACAGUAAUUCACAGUCAACGUUGAAAAAAACUUUACACGACAUUCUAAUGAGUU
Messenger RNA from Nicrophorus vespilloides, 2208 nucleotides. It is a transcript of the gene fu, whose product is annotated as serine/threonine-protein kinase fused. The transcript is spliced from 6 exons. The coding region runs from base 68 to 1951 and encodes 627 amino acids. Lineage: Eukaryota; Metazoa; Arthropoda; Insecta; Coleoptera; Silphidae. Gene Ontology annotation, molecular function: ATP binding; protein kinase activity. Gene Ontology annotation, biological process: protein phosphorylation. Gene Ontology annotation, cellular component: cytoplasm. The record is from RefSeq and is a predicted model, not a curated record.